This is a messenger RNA of Nymphaea colorata (pocket water lily), 2295 nucleotides long. Its product is annotated as probable protein phosphatase 2C 27. Lineage: Eukaryota; Viridiplantae; Streptophyta; Magnoliopsida; Nymphaeales; Nymphaeaceae. Gene Ontology annotation, molecular function: cation binding; protein serine/threonine phosphatase activity. The coding region runs from base 878 to 2035 and encodes 385 amino acids. The transcript has 4 exons. The record is from RefSeq and is a predicted model, not a curated record. Gene Ontology annotation, biological process: protein dephosphorylation.
UUUAAAUAACAGUCUGAAUUUUUAUUAUUAAUAAGGGAGGAAGCGGCCGGGGUCUUCUUUGCCGGAAGUCAGAAUUUCUCAUCAUUUGUUGGCUUUCUUAUUUUGGUGGGAGUCUUGACAUCAUUGGCUGGUGCUUUGGAUUUCUGGGCUUCCUGGUUGCCCUGUCGAGGUGUUGGAUGAGAUUUUUCUCAGUCGGUGUCGACUUUCAGUUCGUCGUCUGAAAAAUUGUGUGGUUAUUUUGAGAAGGUUUGAGUUUUUUGAUCUUUUUGAGCUGUUGGUGUUUUUCUUUUUCCCAUUUUCAUGGUCAGAUUCUGUUGGCGUGGUUAGUAAUUUACUCGGUUUAUUGUAAUCGGUUGUUGGGGAAUUGAGUUUUCUUCUUUCUGGUGGGGAGAGUCUUUUUCUCUUUGAUCUUUUUGUUUAAUUGGGCCCUUUCACUUCGCUUUCAUUGCUUCGAGUUCCUGUAUUGGGUGAGUUCCGUCGCUGCUGCUUUGAAUUGUUGGAUUUGGUGAUUUGUUGGGUAUCUCGAGAUUGUUAGGAAUUUGGGCUGUUGGGAAAGUUGAUAAAUCUCCGAUUGAAUCGCAAUUGACGCUCUUCAGAGUUCCUAAAUUUUAGUUAAGUCUGCCUUCGCGGUCGGAUCUGCGAGAUUUCGCAUGAUUUCUGGGCUUUUCUUUCCGGUUCUGCAUUUGUUGAAACAAAGGAGGAGAGACUGCGGAUCAAAUUCUGUGGUGUUCGACUUUGCUUGAGCUCUUAGCGACUAAACGUGCUCAUCAUUUGCGACAACUCGGAGGAGAGUGGGAUAUCGUCAAUAAUUGAAGUCUGUGGGGUUCAAAACUUGGUCAGAGAACAAGGGCAUGCAAUUUAUGUUUAGGAAAGAGAUAUGGCUGCUGGCGCUGGUCUUUCACCACCAUUAACAGUUCUUGAAAGUGGAUAUGGCAAAGAUAAUGGAGCUUUCAUAGAUGGUUCAACUUCAGAGAAUCAACCAAUCAUGAGGCAACCAAAGGCUGGAAAGCCACCUCGAUGUCUUCCUACAAUACGCCAUUGCGUGAGCACUGCCCGCUUGGCUAAUUCAGAGGACUUGGAUGAUGAUGUAGGAAGCUUGAUAUUGACGCCAUCAUCUGAUGAGAAGGCUAGUUUUCUACCUAUAUUUCGUUCUGGGAGUUGUAGCGAGAUAGGGCCAAAACCAUAUAUGGAAGAUGAACACAUUUGUAUUGAUAAUUUAAUCGAGCAUAUAGGAACUGUAGCAGAUUUCCCAUCGUCAAGUGCUUUCUAUGGGGUAUUUGAUGGUCACGGUGGUUGUGAUGCAGCUGCUUUUGUUAGAAAGAAUAUCCUCACGUUUAUAGUCGAGGAUGCAGAGUUCCCUACAUGUAUAAACGAAGCAAUCAAAAAUGCAUUUCUGAAAGCUGAUAAUGUGUUGGCGAAUACGCGCUCUCUCGACAACACCUCUGGAACUACUGCAUUGACUGCACUUGCUUUUGGAAGGACUCUUCUUGUUGCUAAUGCUGGUGACUGCCGAGCAGUGCUGGGGAAACGAGGUAAAGCUGUUGAACUGUCGAGGGACCACAAACCCAAUUGUAGCAUCGAGAAGCAGAGAAUAGAGAGCUUAGGUGCGACUGUUUAUGAUGGAUAUUUGAAUGGUCAAUUAUCAGUUUCCAGGGCUCUUGGUGACUGGCAUAUGAAGGGCUCAAAAGGUUCUUUUGGCCCUCUGAGUGCAGAGCCUGAAUUGCGGACGGCUACCCUCACACAUGAAGACGAGUUCUUGAUAAUGGGUUGUGAUGGACUUUGGGAUGUGAUGAGCAGCCAGUAUGCAGUGACAAUGGCUAGGAAAGAGCUCAUGCUACAUAAUGAUCCUGAGAGGUGCUCGAGGGAACUGGUAAGAGAAGCUCUGAAGCGCAAUACAUGUGACAACUUGACCGUUGUUGUCAUAUGUUUCUCAGCUGAUCCACCGCCUCGGCUUGAGCCAAAACCUCUAGUUAGGAGAAGUUUAUCAGCAGAGGCGUUGAAUUCCCUCAGAGAAGUUUUGGACAGUUAUAGUUAAAGGGAUUAUAUGCAUCCAAGAACAGCCUCUUCUCUAGUAUUCCCAUUUCAUUUAUUCCUCUUAGUUUUGGAACAGAUUGUCUAAAAUGGGGGUUGUGGAUUGUAUUAUCCCCUUCUCUUAACCUUCGUUGACAAUUAGCUCCAUCAAGAGCUAAAUUUGUGAAUCACGAUUUUUUCGGUCCAGAUGAAUCUGGAAAUAACCACACUGUACAUGGAGGUUGCACUAUUAUUUCAAUAGGAAGCGCCAUCUUUUCUUCGCUA